Paramacrobiotus metropolitanus is the source of this 7790-nucleotide messenger RNA. Its product is annotated as chondroitin sulfate proteoglycan 4-like. The record is from RefSeq and is a predicted model, not a curated record. The coding region runs from base 675 to 7595 and encodes 2306 amino acids. NCBI's taxonomy places the organism in Eukaryota, Metazoa, Tardigrada, Eutardigrada, Parachela, Macrobiotidae. The transcript has 10 exons.
GGCCUCAUGAAUCUUCCCUCUUGCGGGUAAAAUACUACUAUACCACAGAAUGUGUAUCAGGCUUAUAAUCAUGCCUAUAAUUAUUUGAAUGUAAUUGAAAGCUUUUCCUAAACGCAGCUCAGUAAGUAUUUAUCGGAGGGAUUUGAGCGCUGUCGACCGCUGCUGUACUCGUACGAAGCAGCUAUAUUAUAUCUCCCGGUGUUAACAUAUGUCCAAUGCUGCUUCCUUUAUACGUAUGCAGCUACGCGAUAUACACACCCCACAUCCGCCGGACAUGUCCAAUGUUUUUCGAAUCCAAGUUUGGUUUAUUUUUGGUAGUUGACUGAUUUGUUUAUGAAAUUAUACUGUUGCCAUCACAGUCCGUUGAUGUACCGGUAAACCGGUGUGCAGUAUAUAUAAAAGACGCCCCAAAAUGGGCAAAACUAAACGGAAAUGGUUGCAUUGCAUAUCCGCAUAUAUUAUAUUCAUCGGGAUUAUGGACUCAAGUGUACAGCAUCUUCGUUAAUUAUAUGGACAAUCUCAUAUUUGGUAUAUCCCCAGCACAAGCAGUUGUGUAUAUUUGCUCGCCGUAUAUCAAGUGGAUUUAUUAAAAUAGAGUAGACCAAUUUGCCGCUAUCGCUAACCGGUACACUUGAAGAUUGGCAGCGGUGUCCUAUCAUUCAAGACCUACAACAAUGAUAUGGUCACGUGGCCGCUUCAGCCUGUCCCGAAGUUCUCAUUUGCUCAGUAUCCUUUUCUUCCUGAUUAGCCUUCAAAUACAUCGCUCAGCCGAACAGUGGACAAAUUCGGAAAUAUCGGCCUCCUUCUACGGCGACAGUCACUUAUGGCUUUCACUACAAGACGCGUCCAGCGCCACGGAUUUGACGGUCAACUUCCGUACACAUCAGCGGGAUGCGAUUAUUUUUCUAGCAGCCGGCGAAACGGAUUACUGCCUAGUGGAACUGCGCAAUGGGCGAUUACGUGUCCGGGUGAAUUUGGGAUCGGGUGAAUCGGUCCUGCAGUCACCACGCGGACUCCGACUGGACGAUUACGUCUGGCACACUGCACAAUUAUCGCGUCGGAAUGCACAGGCCACACUAACUGUCGAUCGACAGUAUGUCUCACACCUCAUUAUUCCCGGGGUUUUCUAUCAGCUCAACAUCAUUUAUGGAGUGUAUCUGGGUGGAUUGGGACAGUUUCGUGAUCUGUUCUUAGGUCAUUUUGUUCAAUUUCGCGGUUGUCUGAAAAAUGUCAAGUUCAAUACAAUCGAAGCCAAUCGUGUCAGAAACUGGGACAUUCUUCGUACGGCAUUUCUAAAUCAGAGUAAUCCAGCUGACUGCGUACUACAGCACAUCCGCUGGGACUGCGAUGACGAGUUUAGCGCCAAAAAUCACGACCCGAUCAGUUUUAUAAGCCAGGAUAAUUUCGUCACAUUUCCGACACUACCAAUUCGGCAAAAUGGCAGCGUGCAGUUGGAUGUGAAGACCAUUGCCACGGAAGCCGUCCUGCUAUAUAACGGCGGUUCGCCAUCACAACCGGAUUUUUUGGCGCUUGACAUCUAUCAGGGCCGCGUCCGUCUGCAAGUGGAAAAAGGGAAUGGGCCGGUAUUACUGGAAUCAGAGCAGAAAAUUAGUGAUGGACACUGGCACAAUAUCUCCUGUCAGCUGACAACCGCGCAUGCCGCUCUCAGUGUCGACGGGAAGACGGUGACCUUUUCGCCGCGUUCCUCCAUGAAGCGGUAUCUGGAUCUGGAUGGCAGUUUGUUUGUGGGCGGUGUAGACGAAACGCGGAGGCAGCGGUUAAGGCAACAAGGUCUGUAUGAUCGAUCAUUUCUGGGAUGCAUCAAAGAUCUGCGCAUUAACGAUGUGGAUAUGGGAUUUGAAAAAAUGCUGGUGUCCAACGGCAUUGAGCCGCAGUGUGUCUGGGAUUAUCCGUGUUCCCGGCAGCCGUGCAUCGCCACCGCACAAUGCUAUCAGAUUGGACUGGACAGUUUCCGCUGUGACUGUCAGGAAGCCAAGUGUGAGAAAGAUCAGGAGGAUUUGAUUGAUUGGACGCAGGUUGUCCGUAUACGCAAUUUUACCGUCAAGGAAGCCAGUCAUCACAUAAUUAAUCAGGAGAAUAUUCGGGUGAUCUGGAAUUAUCAAGGCGAGAGUAUCCGCGACGGGCAGAUUGUCUUUCAGGUUCAGCGGCCACCGCGCUACGGUAGAUUACAAGUUAAUCUCACGCCACGCAUCAGUGAGAAUACGUUUACGUAUCUGGAUGUACUGUCGGAUCGGGUGUGGUAUGUACAUGAUGGGAGUGAACGGCCGGUAGAUCAGUUUGAACUGACCAUCAACAUUCCCACCACCAUGGGGAAUUUGUCCAGGAGUCUGGCGCUAUCAGUGGAAAUUGUCCCGGAAAACGAUCCGCCCAAGAUCAUUUUUCCCAAUGGACCGCAAAUCGAAAUUGUACCAGGCACCGCUCGGACGCUCAGUGCGGAUAUAAUGCGUGCCGUUGAUCCAGAUUCAAAUGCCGGAGCACUAAUGUUUACUCUGCUGGUGCCACUGAAGGUUUCGCAAAUCCGGUCAACACAGAACGACGGCCAGUCGAUAAUGUUAUCAUCCCCGUCCAACACCGCCAGCCUGUCGAACACAUUAACAUGGCAACAAUCCUUAUUAGUUAAACAGUUUACCCAAGCGGACAUUGAUGCCGGCCUGGUGGAAAUCUAUUUCAACGGAUCACUGACAGAUCAGGAUCAAGCUGUCUUCUCCAUAAGCGACGGCCAGAAUAGCGGCAAAGAAAAGGGCACCAUGUCCAUUAUUCCCUUGAAGCUGAAUAUUCAGCCAGUGGCCAAUAAAAGUCUUAAUGUGCCUAAUAAUUCCUCAUCACUGAUUACACAGAACACCCUAUCCUAUGCCACGAACGCCAUUCAUCAGAAUCUCACCAUCCUGUACACCAUCAUCAGUCAUCCGCAUUUCGGCCGGCUGGAGCAUCUGUACAACAACAGCCAGUGGUUGCCGUGUCAGCAAUUUACCCAAGAUGACGUCAAUACACUGGCUGUCCGCUAUGUCCAUCUGCACGACUGGCCCAGUCGCGAUGCCUUUAAAGUCCGGCUCAGUGUUCUGCCGGUCAGCGGGCAGCCGGUCCCGCUGCCGGCCAAAGACCACCUGCACACCGUCCACAUCCGCUUCCUGGAGAAUCAGCUCAAAACCGUUCACAUGGACCCGCUUGUCUUUCACACCCCCCACGUGAUCAUCUCCAGUAUGUCCCUGCUGCACGAACAGGAACCCAUGCCGUUGAGUGCCGAGGAGAUCGUUUACACGCUGACGACCGUCCCGCGCCAUGGCGCCCUGCAGCGGGGCGGCGGUCGCUUGAAACUCCACGGACAGUUCACGCAGGCCGACGUGAAUGCCGGUUUAAUCGUCUAUUCCCUGGUUACAUCGCAGAAUCUCGACCUGCCCACCCGUGAUUACUUUCUCGUUAAUGUCAGCGCUGCCCGACUGCGGCAGGGCAUCGCCCAGCGCCGUCUCCUGCUCAAAUACGACCCGGUGCGCUCGGCCUGGGUACUGCGCGACCAGAUUGCGCUGGUAAAAGAAGGCGGUAACGUGGCCAUUAGUGAUGAAGUGAUUAACUUACAGUAUGGCGGAAUCAACCAGUCCUGCUCGUUUGGGAUGGCCAGUUAUCCCGUCCACGGGAUUCUGCAGACCCGGGAUAAGCAGAACGUUUCGGAGUUUUUUACCCAAGAUGUACGGGAACGCGGGAUUUUUUACACGCACGAUGGAACGGAAAGCGAGCAUGACGCGAUGGAUGUCAUUGCCAGCUGUAACGGGCGCCAGCAGAAGUUGACCUUUCCCAUUCUGAUCAACAUCAGUUUGAUUAAUAACCACCGGCCCGCCAUCAUCCGGAUGGGGCCGAUUUUUUUAAUUCAAAACUCUACUCGUCUACUGACAAACGAUGACAUGGCCGUGACGGAUCGCGAUGGCAAUUCACCGUACAGCAGUCUACAAAUUGCCCAUCGUGGUCUGGAUAAUGCGGAUUUAUACCAUAUAUCCGAUCGCACUACACCCAUAUUUCAGUGCAUCCAGAAUGACAUCGCUCAAGGCCAUGUACUGAUUAAACAUCGCGGUCCUUUGCAAGCCGUCUCCACCGUGUACAUUUCCGACGGCGAACUCUUCACCACGGAACAACUGGACAUUCAGGCUGAGCCGCUGCAGCUGCAGGCCAAAGAUGUACACAUGGCCCCAUUACAUCCGUUGACCUCGUUGCAGGAAUUCAAUAUCCUGGACUUUAAUUUCCAGACCAAUGCCGAUCAGCAGUGGAAUCCGCUGGUAAUCACCAUCAGUAAGGGACCGAAAUUCGGCACGGCCAGCGUGAGAAAUCACUCGUCCGUGGUGUAUCGGCGUAAGGACACCAUGGCGGAGAUGGUGAUAAUCGAUUCCUUCCUGGUACAAUUCGCUCUCAACGGUUUCACCACGCAGACCAACGUUUCCCUGGUUCCGGCCCGCUCAAUUUCCUUAGCACAAUCUGAGCCGAUUCUGGUGAAGGAGAAUGGCGCGGUGGUCAUUACCACGGCAGUGUUGAAUGCUACGCAUCCGAUUUGGCCCAGUUCGAAGAUCGUGUAUACACUGCAGAAUGCGCCGUCCUUCGGCUCGCUCGGUCUGGGACCGGCCGCUACAGCCGAAAGCGCCACACAAGAAGAUAUCAAUCUCGGUAAAUUAAAAUACAUCAACCGGCUGGACUCCAUCACGUAUCGCGACAGCUUCGUCCUGAAAGUGGAAGCCCCGUUCGCGACGGAAGCACUCAGUGCGACGGUGUCGGUUUACAUCGUGCCGGAAGUCUUACGGCUGACGUAUCAAAAACCGUUUAAAGUCGUCGAAGGCGGCCAUGCCCGGCUCAAAUUAUCCAGUCUGUUGAAAGGCAUCCCCAAUGCCGAAUCACUGCCGCUGCGGCUGCACAUGAAGGAUAAACCCGGUCACGGGAAGGCGUUUGUCGAUAAGGACGGCGAUCUGAUCUACACGCAUGACGGCUCCGAAUCCACCACGGACGUCUUCACCAUCUUCGUCAAUGUGGACCGGCUGGGCAUCAGCACCACGGAGGAGAUCCGUCUGGACAUUGUCCCCAUCAACGAUCAUCCGCCGCAAAUAGUCAUCAAGAAUCCACUGGAUGUCUGGUUGGGCCAGGCCGGCACCCUCACCCUGGACAACGUGGAUGUUGUCGAUGAGGACAGCGAUGCCAAUGCGUCGUCGGUGCAGUACUACGUCAACAGUUCCGACGCCAAUGUUCUGGUGGACAAUCAGAAGGUCCCGGUGUUUACUAUGGCGCAGUUGCUACAGAAUCGGGUGCGCUUCGCCCCGGCCAGUGGUCUGAAUCCCAACCAUAUUAAUCUGUAUGCGACCGACGGUAAAUUGGUGUCGGAAGUCAACAGCCUCCCGGUGCGGGUGCUGGAUGUUAAGUUGAAUGUGGUGCGCAAUGAGAGUAUCGAGGUGGGCCGCAAUGCGUCGUUGAUUAUCACGGCGGAUGAACUGGAUAUCUCGGCCAAGAAGAUCUCCAUAGCGGAUAAUCAGGAGUUGGGAGUGGUGCCCUUUAAAGCGCACGAUCUGAUAUUUAAUAUCACCGCCGAACCGAAACUGGGUUUUAUUGGGUAUUUUCAAAAUCAGGACGGAACCGGGACGCUGGUGAAAACCAAGAGCUUUAGUCAGAAGGAUCUGCAGGAGGGUCGUAUUGGCUACAUGCAGUCGGUGCCCAUAACGAACAACCAGAUGGUGGAUUCCUUCCAUUUUGAUGCGUCGCUGAAGAAUCCACAGGAACGAAAGCUGCGGGAUCUCACUUUUUUCAUCAACAUCAAGUCAUCAGAUUCAUCCAUAAGAUCUUAUCCACUCUUGGUUCCAUUUGGCCGUUCCGUGCUGGUUAAACGCUUACACUUGGAUGCCACUCGUUUUCUACCACGCGGUGAAUGGAAGAAAAUCCGCUUCGCCUUGGUCACCGCGCCGAAACUUGGCGCGUUCUUCGUGGACACCACACAGCUAAAAACCGGCGGCAGUUUCUCACAGACCGACGUUAACAAACACCGUCUAUCUUACCAACAUCACGGCUACGAAUCACAAGUGUCCAUGGAAGAGGUCACCCUCCGACUGACCAUUCCCGACCGGAAACCGAUGACCGUCACACUGAAUGUCACCAUACUGGAAUCGGACACGCAUCUGAAGGUGCAUGUCAAAGAAACGGAUGUUGUCUCCGGUGAAAAUGUUACCAUUUCCACGGAAGUCUUGAAGACCAACAUGGAUAAGAAUCCCAAUAAGGUCGUGCGGUACCGGUUGUUUAAAGAGGUCACGGGUGGGGUGUUUCGGGUGCGGGGCAGCGUGACAAAAGAGUUCACACAGCGCGAUGUAAUGCAAAAUGUCGUGGAGUUCUGUCAUGACGGUGUCGAUGACGCCAAGACCAUCCCGGUGCAACUGGAGGUCAUGCCGAUCGAUGAAGCCGCCAUGUCGGAACUGGUGCAGUUCAACAUCCACGUACACCGGUUCUUUUUUAAACUGUACCAUCACAGCAACAUGACCCUGACCCAGGGUAACUUCACCAUUCCCGUCAACAACACCUUCAUCUCCGUGGCGUCCAAUGUGAACAAUACCCGUAUUGUCUACCACAUUAUCCGGCAGCCCGAGCACGGUCGGCUGCGUUUUGUGGACAACCAUCAUGCCGAUAGUCUGACGAAGUUCACCCAACAAGACGUAGAGAAACAGCGCAUCUUGUACGAGCAUCGCGAUCUGGAUCAGUCGGAGGAUUAUUUUACACUGGAUAUUUUUCUAACCAACCGACAGGAGCGCGUGUCACUGCGCAACAUCACCAUCCACCUGACGGUGGUGCCGCUGUUGAAACUGGAGACGCCGGUGGUGCCGGUCGGGCAUUCCAUUCCGAUCGGCCUGCAUUUAUUAGAUGCCGGUGCGCUGAAACUGCGUGCCACACCCUAUGAACCGCAUUUCUUAGUAACCCGACCCCCGGCCCUGGGCACCCUCCUCUGGGCGUCACCCGACAUCAUCACGGUAACGAAUUUCACCCAGACCGAUCUGGUGGAGAAGAAGAUUGUGUACAAAGCCCCGCCGGAUAUUGAUCGCGGGGGGCAACCGGACACCACCAGCGUGCAGGAUUCCUUCGCGUUCCUGUUGACCUCCGCGCCCGACAUCCAGCCCGUCCAUGUCCUGUUCCCCAUCCGAAUCCGGGUGCUGCAUCAGCAGCUGACCAAGAUCGUCACCAACGAUCACGUUUUCAUUGCCCUGGUGGUGACCGCCAUCAUCUCGGUGGCGGUGAUCUUCUUUAUCGGUCUAUGCUGGUGGAUGCGGCGGCAGCGGGAGAAACGCAAGCGCUCCGUCUCGCAGCAUGCUCACUUAUCGCCGCUCUUUCAUCCCAAGGGGCGCACCGGUGAUUCACCGGAUGAAGCGCUGGUCGAGGCGCCCGCCACAGUUCCUAGUUGUAAAGUGAUUCCCCUGCGCAAGCCGGGUAAGAAUUUCCGCAGCCCGGAAACGGAGCUGCAUCCCCUGGAGGCCUUCCGGGAGGAUCUGUACGGCAGUGUUAACGGGAAUGGAUGUGUGUCGCGGAGUGAAACCACACCGGUUCUCAGUAAAAAUCAGUACUGGGUGUAAAAAUUUGUAACCUUUUUUUGUUGUUACCGACCAAAAACCGUGUUACACAAAAAUAAAAUUUGUGACCUUUAACCGGUUUUUCCGACCGGUCACUCCAGAUACUAAAUCCACGUGAUCCUACUGUCGCAGUCUGCAUUUUUGUCAAUGGAAAUUGUAAAAAUUCUAUUUAUAAAAAUGGUUAUUCCAGAUGUUAUU